Messenger RNA from Acanthaster planci (crown-of-thorns starfish), 3581 nucleotides. RefSeq names its product vacuolar protein sorting-associated protein 37D-like. Gene Ontology annotation, biological process: ubiquitin-dependent protein catabolic process via the multivesicular body sorting pathway; protein targeting to vacuole; protein targeting to membrane. Gene Ontology annotation, cellular component: ESCRT I complex. NCBI's taxonomy places the organism in Eukaryota, Metazoa, Echinodermata, Asteroidea, Valvatida, Acanthasteridae. The record is from RefSeq and is a predicted model, not a curated record.
GCUAGCUUUUCGUCAUUUCUAUUUUUACUUCGCGUUGGAUUUGUUUGUAUUGCAUUGCAAAAUGUUAUUUUGUCGUCGAUUUUGACAUGUUUGACAGACUCUGUGGAAUUAAUCUGAACUCGAGGAUACAGAUCGUUGGUAGGCAACUGGCUGGUUGAAAAUUAAUAAUUUGUAGGAAGUUGUACAAAAGUUGGCAGUGUCACUGGUAGUCUGCCUGUACUACUUGUAGAAUGAGUAGUUACAGCAGCCAUAACUACCCAUACCAGAUAGGUAGUCACCAGCCGCCCGCACAGCCUCCGCAGUACAGUUCCUACACGCCACAGCCGACCGCGCACUUUCCCCAACCCCAACUGCAAUACCCUCAGCCCCCAAGCUUCCCCACUCCAUCCCCGUCCCAGCCGGAGCCGCCCCGCUACCCUCAGCACACACCCGUAGACAACGUGCCCGUCAGCAUGCCCCUGCUGCAGAGGUCAGAACCAGACCGCAGCCCGGGUAGCCAGGAGAUUGGGGACCCGCGGUUUGUGCUGCUGUACAGCAUGGAUAGCGAGGAACUGAGCGCUCUCCUGGAAGACGAGGAGAAAUUCAGUGAGGUGGUCACGAACAUGGAAGAGGUGAAACAGAAGAAGUUGGAAAAGGAGAUGGCGAUGGCGGAGAACCGCAGCCUGGCCGAAUUCAACCUCUCAAGGGAGCCCCGCCUGAACGAGGGCCGGGCACAGCUCAUCGAACGCCUCCACGAGGCGCAGAAAAUCAGAGACUCCUACAUCAUGGGGAAAGCCAAGCUCGAGUCAGUGAGAGAACAGACUUCAUUGGACGCAGCACUAGCCUUGAUGCAAGCUGAUACGGCAAAGGCGGAAGACGACUCGGAGGAAAUCGCCGAUGACUUCCUAAAGGGAGACUUGUCGGUAGAGGACUUCAUUGAGAAGUUCAUGCCCAUGCGACAGACGGCCCAUCUGCGGCACAUCAAGGCGGAGAAGAUGCAGGAGAUACUCAACAAGCAGGGGCGGGGACAGACUGCCACCUCCUCUGCCCCACAAGGUGCCACUUCUCAACAUUCAUCCAUGCCGCCCUACGGUCAACCCCAUCAUGCCCCGCCCUCCAUGUCCCACUACCCGCACAAUACGCACGGUGCCCCGCCCUACAGCUACCAACCACAGAGGCCAGCGCCCAGAUUACCCUACCAGGGUCCCAACUACGGUCCAGGGGCCCCACCCAGGAUGCCCACGCUGGGCUCAUAUCCGCACUAGAUGCCAGUUUUCUUCCUCGUGUGUGUGUGUGCACAGAAAAUUAAAGCUAAGCUCAGGCAUGCCCACGCCCCAAUAUAGUGGCUUUGGUUGACCACAAGUGAAGAAUUUCCACUUGUAUGUAUGUACGCUGCAGGAAUACCAGGGCCUAAAAAAACGGCAGCAUCGGGGAUUUCAGGCUUUUUCAUAUAAAACGGACUAAUUUCAGGCCUUUACAAGGUACCUGUAUACAUGUAGUUAGGUUCCUCUGGCUGUAUUUGCAGGCUCUGGUAUCCCUGCAGCAUAUUCCAUUGAUUACACGCAUGCAUACGUGUCAGUCCCUUAAAUGUAACUGAGGAUUCCAUGCUUAUGGUUUCAGCACAAUAUUUUGUAUGCUGGCAUGUGCUGUAACCUUAGAAAGAAGAUCAUACGAGGGCAGAGUGCCACGGUAAGCAAAGCCACAAAACUGGGCCCAGACACAAAAACCUAGCACAUGCUUGGCAGUCUUGUAGAUUUUUUCACUAACUUACACCAAGCCCCUUAUUUUCUCUGGCACAUUUAUGCGGCAGGUAAUUCCCCAACCCUGGAAAGCCAAAUUGAUUGGCUGCCAAGCAAAGAUUUUUAUCAAAAGGGCUAAGUCUGUGUGGAGCUGCUGAGCAAGUUUCUGUUGCAAGCAAAAGUUAUCAGGGAACCGGUCAUAAGCAAUAUAUACAAGCAGUUUUUUGGCUGGUAGAAUGUUUCUUUGCAGGUAAUAUGUUCAUGUGCUUUGCAGAUUUCUGCGCUUAGUGGAGCACCAGGCAGAAAUAAUAUGCACUGUUUGGCAUUUUGCCCGGUGCACAAUUGCAGCAGUGUUGCAGUCGAGGCCAUCAAAACACCAGACGCAAGUUACAGGAUAAAAAAGACCAAAGGAAUGGUUUUGUUGCUGCUCAAUUGAAAAGCUUGCAACUUGAUUUCAGACUGGAGGUCUCGAAUUGGUCUUGUGGUGGUUUUCAGAGGUCUCAACAACAACACUGAGUCGCAGCUCAGCAGAUUGCUUUCUGCCUCGGCAAUCUCAUCCACACUUUCAAUUACAUCUUGAAAACACUAUCGAAAAUCAGCAAUUUCACAUGCUCCGCAGCACCAUAAUCUGGAAGAAAUAAGCCCACUUCCCUGAAUUCUCGUGGUUUGAUUACUCUGACCAGAUUUCAAAAUCGCCAUGUAAUCUGAUUUAUUAAGCCAAGCUAAACUACUGCAGUGGGCAAAACAUAAUCGCUUUAUUCCAGUCUGGUUAGAGGUGAUUUCCUUUGUAAGCAUUGUAGUAAGCAGCAUAGAGAUGUAGAAAAUGCCGCGAUUGUAUGUACUCUUAAAAAUUUGCAAAUUGGGUAGUGCUUACCGGGGAGAGACACCUUUCUGUGGAAGGGGCAAUGGGUUCGGGCAUAAUACCCAACUCCACCUCCCCUUUCCUAUUUCCAAAGGGGGGGGGAGACAACUCUUAAGCUCCACCCCCAUGCUCCCCCUUCUCAUUUGAAGUGGGUGCACCAUUUGCAUGCAUCUACUUCAGUGGGUUUUUUUUCCAGUUUAGAAUUAGGAAUGUGUAGCGGAUAUUGUGCACGUUCAUCAACAUCUCUCUGUUGGGGCUGAUUACUCUUAUAACUUUGUUUAUAGAAUUUGGCCCAAGUGUGCAUGCAGAAUUUUAUUUUAUUCAUGGGAUAAUGGUUGGAAGUAGUUGAUUUCCAAAAAAUAGUGUGGAUUCAGUGCCCCUGUAUUUGCUCCAUUUAUGGCAAGGAAGUUGCCCUUUUAAUCGGAUUGAAAAAUUAAUUAUCAGAUGGGAAUUUCAUUGACAUGUAGGUAUACGUAUUUAACUUUUCCCGUCUUUCAUUCACCAAAAUACAGGAAAUCACAGUAAUUGUAUUUUCAGUACAAUGACAAAUUCAACAUGGGAAAUUCAUUUUAAUCAAUUACAUUCAUUUCAUUUUUUUUUCUUCUGAGGAGGCCUAGAGUUACUGAAUCAACCACGUUUGACUUGCCACAAAACCAUGCAAGCAAAGUGGUCAUAUCUGGAGGUCCCGAACUAUAUGAUUAAAAAGUGAAUUUCUGUAAGACAUGACCAGCAUGGCCACAAAGUUGUAACAUUUCGUAUGGUGUGUGCUCCGUAAUUCAUCAGAUACUCCCUUUUGUGUUUUUAUUUAGAUAUUUUUCACUGACUCAGAUUUGUGGUCACGAUCAUUCUUUGACUUGUUUCACUGAUGCAGAGGAACUUGCUUCACUGUCAUAUAUUCCUUUGAUUGUUGAAAUGCAUGCAUCAUGUACAGUGAAAAACAAAUUGUUUAUACAUGUGAUAGUAAACGUUGUAAAUAAAAUGAAUAUUCUUUGGAAAUUUAA